AUGGCUGCCAUGGCCGCGGCUCCACUGCUUCGGGUCGCCUCCCAAGCCUUCAACGACCCCGCCGACAUUCGCGCCACCAUCAGCAAGCCGCCCCUCGCCGCAAACCUUCGCGACCAGCUUCCACUGCUUCGCUGCCGGAAAAGACGACUGAAAGUGGCAGUAGUUGGUAUGCCAAAAACCAUAGAUAAUGAUAUUCUGCUAAUGGAUAAAACUUUUGGUUUUGAUACUGCUGUUGAAGAAGCACAUCGUGCAAUAAAUUCAGCAUACAUUAAGGCACAUAGUGCUUAUCAUGGUAUUGGCAUAGUCAAAUUGAUGGGGCGUAGUAGUGGAUUUAUAGCCAUUCAUGUCGCGCUUGCUAGUGGACAAAUUGAUAUAUGUUUGAUCCUAGAGGUACCUUUUAAUUUACAUGGACCGCAUGGUGUCCAAAGGCAUAUGAAAUACCUAAUUGAAACAAAGGGAUCAGCUGUUGUCUGUGUGGCAGAGGGAGCAAGGCAGAUAAAUGAUACAUAUGUAUAUGUUGCAGUCCCAUGA
This is a messenger RNA of Diospyros lotus (date-plum), 531 nucleotides long. RefSeq names its product ATP-dependent 6-phosphofructokinase 5, chloroplastic-like. The record is from RefSeq and is a predicted model, not a curated record. Gene Ontology annotation, biological process: fructose 6-phosphate metabolic process; glycolytic process. Gene Ontology annotation, cellular component: cytoplasm. The transcript is spliced from 5 exons. Bases 1 to 531 code for a protein of 176 amino acids. Gene Ontology annotation, molecular function: 6-phosphofructokinase activity. Lineage: Eukaryota; Viridiplantae; Streptophyta; Magnoliopsida; Ericales; Ebenaceae.